This is a messenger RNA of Lepisosteus oculatus (spotted gar), 5049 nucleotides long. Lineage: Eukaryota; Metazoa; Chordata; Actinopteri; Semionotiformes; Lepisosteidae. The record is from RefSeq and is a predicted model, not a curated record.
AUCGGGGAGCAGGUGUGAGGAUGUGUUGAACAGCGUAUGCGCGACUCAUCCUUCCUCCCGGAGAUGAUGACUGACAGAUUGUACCGCCGGAGCGGUGGUUUUUAGUCACUUUCACCAGCAACAAAGCCGCAGCAGCAGUACUGACGUAAACCUUCCAGCACACACCACAUUGUGAGCAUAAGGCAUCAGGACAGGGAGUCACUGAAACUGUAACAGAAAAUUACCUGCAAAGCGAUGGAAAAUGACCGCAUCGCAAGACUGAUGGUGUCGGCGAGAUUCAGUCUCUUGUUUCGCGUUCUUUAAUCUUUGAGGAGCCAGUAAGUUAUGUUGUGAAAUGAAAUGGGUUUUGAAGGGAUUGUUAUGACAAGAGUUGCUGCAGGGUGCCGCAUCGCCUGGCCGCUUGAUGGUAGGAUAGUGUAAUGCUUUUUUGGUGAUUGUGGUGUUUGGGUCUCUGGGGUGGGGAUGAAAAGAAAAGGGGCUUUUUGAUUGCGUUAUGUCAGGGUGGGAUCUAGGAUCUAUUCUCUAAAUCUCUUUUUUAAAACAAACACCGCAUGCUGGCAUCCACGGCUAUGAAGCUAUUCAUUUUUAAUGGAUCGUUAGGACUUAGCUGAAAUAAAUCUCCGUAAAAUCGGAAUGUAUGAGAUUAGAAAGAAAUAUUACUGUGACGUUGUCUAAAACGGGGAUUAAUGUUUAAAAAUGUGCACAUGCCUCAUUUUAAAACCAAGUGUGCAUUUGCAAACUACGCGCUAAAGAAUUUUUAAAUACCUGACGCAUUUGUUGCUAGGGUCUCUUCUUAUCAUUUUUAACGACUGGUGGUGAACGCUAAAACAUAAUACGCCAAAAUGACUCAUUUGCAAGCGGGUUUGUCCCCCGAAACGCUCGAGAAAGCCAAGGUGGAACUGAAGGAAAAUCCAGACACUUUGCAUCAGGAUAUCCAGGAGGUGAGGGAUAUGAUUAUCACCCGCCCAGACAUCGGCUUUCUCAGGACAGACGACGGAUUCAUACUGCGAUUCCUCAGAGCGAGGAAAUUUAACCACUUCGAAGCUUUCAGAUUGCUGGCUCAGUAUUUUGAAUACCGCCAACAGAAUCUGGAUAUGUUUAAAAACUUCAAAGCGACAGACCCAGGCAUCAAACAGGCUCUGAAAGACGGCUUUCCUGGAGUCCUGUCCAAUUUGGACCGCUACGGCAGGAAGAUAAUGGUUCUCUUCGCCGCAAACUGGGACCAGAGCAGGUAUACGUUUGUGGAUAUUUUGCGAGCCAUCCUGUUAUCACUGGAAGCCAUGAUUGAAGAUCCAGAGCUGCAGGUGAACGGAUUUGUGCUGAUCAUUGACUGGAGCAACUUCACCUUUAAGCAAGCCUCAAAGCUAACGCCAAGCAUGCUGCGACUUGCAAUAGAGGGCCUUCAGGAUAGCUUUCCAGCUCGAUUUGGAGGGAUUCACUUCGUCAAUCAACCCUGGUAUAUCCAUGCUUUAUAUACCGUCAUACGUCCCUUUCUGAAAGACAAGACAAGAAAACGGAUAUUUAUGCAUGGCAACAAUUUAAACAGCUUGCACCAGCUUAUUCACCCAGAAAUCCUGCCCUCAGAAUUCGGAGGGAUGCUUCCUCCAUAUGACAUGGGCACCUGGGCAAGGACACUGCUAGACCAUGAGUAUGAUGAAGAGACCGAGUACAGUCCAGAGUCCUACAGCCUGUCUGUGAAAGACUUAGAAAAAGACCUGUCUCCAAAAGCCAUGAAGAGAUCCCAGUCCGUUGUGGAGCCCGGAGUGCUGAAACGACCUGAUAAAGAGAAAAGCGAGGAAGACAACAUGCAGCCACUGCUCUCACUGGACUAAGGGAUUUCCAGUCCCUUUAGUUCCAGAAAAUAUUUGUGUUUCCCCAGACACCAGGGAUAGUACAUGGGAUGCUCCCAAAAAAGGCAAGGAUGGAAGAAGUUUCAGAACAGAAAACCAUGAACCAGGUUUUUCACUCUUAAUAGCUGCUGCUCUAAUAAACGUUAACAGAAGAUGAGGUUUAAUCUGGAGCAGGGGACACUUGAGCCGAAGAUGAAUGAAGAAUUAAAAAAAUAUUGUUAAGUGCCAAUUCAAACUUGUAAAUACACUUCAGUUCCACACUUUAAAGUACUGAGUCACUGUAGCAGGAAUAUCUGUACAGACCGAGAUGCGUAUUCUGUAUGUAUUUGUUGUGAAAUAUUUUGUGACAAACUGUUGGUCGAAGGAAGAACACACGUAGGAAAUUUGGUCACGUCAGUGUUCAACUGAUCCAAAUGACAAGUGCAACUCAGGAUUAAAAAAAAAUCAUUUAAAAAAAGAAGGUGGACAAGUACUUUAAGAAAGCUGCCUUGUGAAUAGAAAAUGGAGCUUCUGAUUCCACCACAUUGGAACCCAGUGAACCCAGUCAUUUCUCAACUUGGUAUUACCUAUCCACAGUCAGAAUUGCUUAAGGGUAUCAAUGCCACUAGAGCAUUUGUGCUAAAAAAUAAAUACAUUCAGGUAUCUGUUUCAUUAAGCAGGAAUCCCUUUAAGAUUUAAGCCAUAUUAUCUUUCAGAUAGGGGAGGUAUCUUAAUCUUUCAAAUGAUACCAAUUUUGAAAAAAACUAAUUCUUUUCAAAUUCUGAUAAUAAAAGGCAAUACAAAUACCACAUUGAAAAUCUAGCACGUACUGUAUGUGACAGUAUGUUUUCGUCUUUCUGCUGUGUCACUUAAAGUAAAAACAUGCAAUCAGAAAUGUUAAUCAUAGAGCACUGCAGUAUUAAACAUACAAAUACAUUUUCAAACAACUAAACCUUUUACGAACGUUCUUUCAUGAUAGACUUAAGACGUUAAGUUACAUAUCUGUUGAAAAAGUUAUUUGAAGAUACUUCAAAUAAUUAGUGUUAGAACUACACCUAGUUUUGUGAAAACUAUCACUUACAAAAUAAUACAUUUUUACAGUAUUAUCCUAUGCAUAAUGACCAGUAAAUACAUUAAUAUGAUAUCUUUUUGUUUUUUGAAAGUUUUUAUUUUACAUUUAGCUUCCAUGGUUUUCAAAUUUGAAUUGAAUUUUAAAUGGUCGCUCCUUUCGUUCCAGACUCAACAACAGGUUUAUGAAUUGGCUAUUUUCUGCUACUUCUCCUUGAUAAAUUCAAAGUUAUUUUUCUGCAUCCUAAUUUUUAUCAUAUACAUGCCAUCGAGAGUGGAUAUCCUUUUUCGUUCUUCAAAUUACCAAAGACUUUGGUUUUUUUGUUGGAAAAUAAAGGCUCGGCUUGACAUGGUAGUAUGAAGAUGUUUUUAGAAAACUUAAUUUAUUAGGAGUAACAGAACUGUGGGCUUCACAUACUGACAGACUGCUUUCAGCCUCCCAAUAAGGGAUAUUCUUUAUUCCAUGGCUUGUGGCAGCCGCACCCUCUUAUAUUCAAUAUUCUCCCAACAUGAAAUCCUGCAGGACUGUGUUCAUGUUCAGUGUGACUCAAAUACCUAAAUGGUGCACAGAAAUACACACCAUUGACUUUAUCUCAAGAGAUAAGGAAGUGACAAACAUCCCUUAUUUUGACAGUGACCAUUUAAUCUAGAAAACUUCUGAACAGAAAAGUGCACUGCAAAGUAGAUGGAAAAUUACUUGAAGACCAAUUUAAAAAUAUUUUCUCAUGGCAAGUUUUAUGAUAUUUAAAUAAUAAAUUAAACUAUUGUGUUAAGUGGGAGUUUGUAAUAAACAAAGAGAUUGGCUUAAAGAAAUGCCAUGCUUUAUUCUCGCUAAGCAUCGAGCAAGAGUGCUGCUUUUCAGUCGUUUUUUUUGUCUGGUGUGGCUUAACACAAAUUAUGACCUCCUGGAUCUCGCUAUUGGGCAUUGAUGCUAAGCUGCCAGUUAUUGAACGCUGGCUCUCUAAUGACUGCCUUGAACACUGGAAAAAAGUAAAUUGUUCUUGAAAGUGGAAAGUUUGAGUGGGACUUAUCUCUGACUAAUUGAUAGUUGAAUUUUUGGAUUAAGAUAUAAAGAAAACUUCUAGAUACUUGGAUGAGAAAGGGUGCUAGGUUGUAGUGUCAGUGUUAUAUAGUAUUUUUGACAGUCCUUCCGUAUUAAUAAAGGGGUGUUGACCAAUGAAAAACAGAACGUAUUAAGAACAGUGAAGAAACAAUUAAGUAUUAAGAGCAGCGAAGUUAAAGUCUGUUGAAGAUGGUGGCAAGUCUUCCUGUGGACGUCUUGGGCAAGUCUUUUUGUUUAUGAUAGUGCACACGCUCAAAGUAUUUCUUGCACAGGUUUAGUCUAUUAUUCCGAGAAAAUUGUUCAAAGAGCUUAACGUCUGUGUUUUGUGCCAUCAAAGACUUACCAAGACAAUUCUUUGUUGUUUUGUGCUUCUUUUAAAAUGAUUAUACUAUUUAAGGGGAUACUACUAAUUGGCAAUACAACUUUUAAAAUCAGAUUAUUGAAAAUAUUUACCUGUAUUACUUUUUGUUCUGUUCAUGAUGGCCUACAGAUUGAUUUUGAGUGGAAGUUUUAAAGAUUUUAAAAUGUGGUAUGCAUUUCAAAUUCCUGCAGCAUGUAGUUCACAACCUGGUCACGUGCAUUAAAAGUACAUAAGUGUGGCAUACCGUAUUGGAUGAUUUUCUGUUUAAGCAAAAUCCAUUCAUCUUUACCAAAGCAGUUAUGUUUAUUAAAAGAAAAAAAAAAACAGAUCAUUGUAUUUAAUUCCAUUUAUAGGAUUUCUUGACUAGUUUUCUUAAUAUCCACAAAAAGCAAACUCAUACAUGUUGGAUGAUUUUAUGUACAAUUACUACUAAUUAGACUGUUAAUUUGUCUUUUUCAUACAAUUAUUGUAUGUUUGAAAGGCCAAAUAUAACCAGUUUUAAAAGGUAUAGUCAGUUUAAAAAACAGCACAUGGUAAGUACUGUAUACAGAACAGAGCAUUGCCUGUGUGAAACCUGCAUAGAGCUCCACAGAGUGAAACAGCUGUAUAUUACAAUGAAUGUGUGUGGGAUGUUAUACUGUAUGUAAAAGGCUCAUUAUAGAGGGCCUGCUGCUUUACAUGGCUAAGUUAAAUCAAACAAACAACAAAAAAUAAAUAUUGACACUUUU